This is a messenger RNA of Rhizophagus irregularis DAOM 181602=DAOM 197198, 696 nucleotides long. Lineage: Eukaryota; Fungi; Glomeromycota; Glomeromycetes; Glomerales; Glomeraceae. The record is from RefSeq and is a predicted model, not a curated record.
AGGAGAUUUACCAGAAUUAACAUAUGAAGUUAUAAAAUAUUUUCAUAAUGAUUUUUCAACUUUAUAUUCAUGCGUUUUAGUUAACAGAUUAUGGUGUCGUUUAGCUGCUCCAUUAUUAUGGGAAAACCCAUUUUCAAUCUGUAUCAGAAACUAUAAUUAUUUAGAAAUUUACUUACAAUAUUUAAAUGAUGAUAUUAAAACACAACUAAAAGAAUAUAAUAUUAUUAAUAAUUCAUUACCUUCAAAUACAUUCUUCAAUUAUUUUAUGUUUUUAAAAUAUUUGAAUAUACGUAAGUUUAUUUUAUCUUUUGAAAAGUGGCUUAAAACUUCAACCUUCGAAAUUAGACAUAAAAUAUUGAAUGAUAUAUGUACAUCAUUAUUUAAAAUGUUUAUCGAAAAUGAAAUAAAAUUACAUACCCUUGAAAUUGAGAUUUACAAUCCUUAUAGUAGCACAAUUUAUGGUGAUAUUGUUAAAUUAAUUUUAAAAAAUCCAAAUUUCAUUCAUAAUAUUAGAAAUCUAAAAUAUCUUGGACAUGAUUGGGUUAAUGGGUGUAAUUCUUCUAAUGAUUAUAUGUUACAAUUAUUAAUUAAAUCACAUCAAAAUCCAAAAAAAUUUUUAUUAACAGGAUAUAUUAGAUUUAAAUCAGACCACUCAUUAUUAUUAUUAAAAGAUUUUAAUUGUUCAAAUACCUUAAA